Molecule: messenger RNA, 1356 nt
Organism: Fusarium keratoplasticum
Lineage: Eukaryota; Fungi; Ascomycota; Sordariomycetes; Hypocreales; Nectriaceae
Exons: 1
Coding region: 1-1356 (451 amino acids)
Cellular component (GO): cytosol
Molecular function (GO): transaminase activity; pyridoxal phosphate binding
Source: RefSeq, a predicted model, not a curated record
AUGUCAUCGUCGCAGAACUCGGUGCUUCUCCACCGUUCUCUAGAUAAGACGUACCCCACCGCCACAGGCGGCGAGGGUGUCUAUCUUCUGACCUCGGAUGGUCGCAAAGUUCUCGACGGUAGUAGUGGUGCCGCCGUCUCUUGCCUUGGACAUGGGAAUCAAGAGGUAAUCCAGGCUAUUUGCGAUCAGGCCAAAAGACUGUCGUUUGCCCAUACAUCCUUCUUCACUUCAGACCCCGCUGAGGAGCUUGGCCGUCUCAUAUUGGAAAAGAGUGACAACCAGUUCAGCAAAGUCCUCUACCUCACCUCGGGCUCCGAAGCUGUCGAGUCUGCUCUCAAGUUGGCUCGCCAGUAUCACGUCUACCACGGAGAGCCACAGCGCGUCAACUUCAUCGGCAGAGUGCACUCGUACCACGGCAACACUCUUGGUGCCCUCGCAGCUGGCAACAACCCAGCAAGACGAGGACCAUUCUCGCCUGUGCUAGCGUCCAUAUUCCACCAUGUCAGCCGUUGCUUCUAUGAUGCCGAUGGAAAGGGCCAGAGCGAGGAGGAGUACGAGAACAAACUCAUCUUGGAAUACGAGGACAAGUUCAAGCAGCUGGGCCCUACAACGGUGGCUGCCGUGAUUGUCGAGCCGGUGGUGGGAGCAACGCUCGGAUCGGUGCCCGCAACUGCCAACUAUCUCCCGAAGCUGACACAGCUUUGCAAGAAAUACGGAAUCCUGACCAUCUUCGAUGAGGUUAUGUGCGGAAUGGGACGAUGUGGGAGCUACCACGCAUGGCAGAGCUUGGGAAACGUUGCCCCGGAUCUUCAGACCGCUGGGAAAGGCUUGGGUGCUGGCUAUCAACCGCUUUCGGCUGUCCUGCUAGGAGAGCGAGUGGCUUCUGUCUUUGAGAAGCACUCGAGAGGGCCAACUACCUUCCUGAGCGGACACACCUUUCAGGGCCACCCGAUGGCAUGUGCUGGCGCACUCACGGUGCAGACAAUUCUAUUCCGAGAUGACUUGGUCUCCCAAUGCAGAAAGCUGGGGGAAAUCCUAGGCCAAGUUGUCAGCUCUGAACUCCCGGACGAGUGGAGGCAGCAUGGGGGCAACCUGAGAGGGCUCGGACUCUUCCGGACAGUCGACUUUGGUAAUAUGAAGGAGCUCUACGGUGGUCCUCUGGCAGGUGAAGUCUCACGUCGGUCUUUCAACUUCGGUGCAGCAGUCUACCUCUGCUCGCCCGCCGUGGACGCGGUUCUGCUCUGCCCUCCAUUUGUCGCCAGCGAAGAGGAAAUACGAAGUCUGGGCCAGAUACUGGUGCAAGCUGUUGGCAACGUUUUGCAAAGUCGCAAGGCGGCCUCUUUGAACAAGUCGUGA